CGUUUGGAUUCCUUCACUUUCUGAGUGUCUCCGGUUACUGCUGCCGCUGCGGGUACCACCACAGUGCUGAGCUGGACAAGGAUACACCCUCACCUCAGCAUCUCUCCAAACUGCCACAUAAAUAAGAAGACUUUUUCCCUCUCUUGCUUUUGUAACUGCUACUUGCAGAAAAAGUUCACUCCUCUCUCUGCUGCAGCAUCUGAGGUGCGCCACUGAAGUUACCUGCGCUGCAGGAGAUCAUCCCCCAGUGUGUGAGGAGCCACCGAUGGAGCUUUGACUUCUUAUUCCUGCAGACUCAAACUAACAGAGGAUACUGGGAUACUCACAGAUCCAAGCUGCUGCGCGCUCAAAAGGAGCUUUUGGGCAAAUGCCAUUGCGAUGCUGUGGAUGUGACUUCAGACAACAGCUUCACUACGGUACAGUCCUGUAAAGCACAAUGAAAGACGACUUUGCUGAUGAGGAGGAGGUGCAGUCCUUUGGUUAUAAGAGGUUCGGAAUUCAGGAGGGUACAGAGUGCACCAAGUGUAAAAAUGACUGGGCUCUGAGGGCGGCUAUUGCACUGCUCUAUGUGCUCUGUGCCCUGCUCACCAUAGCAGUGGCUGUCCUCGGAUACAAAGUGGUCCAGAGAAUGGACAAUGUCACAGAGGGCAUGCAGAAUUAUGGAGGCAAGAUCAACGCUGUAGAGACAGAUUUGAAGAAACUAGAUGAUCAAGCAGGAGAAAAGUCGGUUAAUGCCACAAGUGACAUCAAGACUUUCAAGUCAGAUCUGGAGGCCUUACAGAACAAACUGAAUGAUAUUGCCCUCAGGGCAACCAGAAACAGGGAUGUGCUGGAUGAGCUUCAGCUCACAGGAGACGACAUGCAAAAUGGCCACGUCUCCCUGCAGAAUUUUUUGCAAAGCAACGAGGCCUCACUACGUGGAGUCAACCAGACCUUGGCCUCCUACGGUGACAUGAUUGACAGCCUCCAGACAGACACCGCAUGGCUUCAGUCAGAGAUACAGGGCCAGGUCAAAGUGCAAAGCGAGACCCAGGUCAGUAUCAGUGCACUGAACAUCACCCAGUCCCAGCAGCGCAGUCUGCUCAGCACGCUGCAGAAGACGGUCGAAGAUGCGGGCCAGGCGGUGCAGAAACUGAAGAAUGACUAUCAGGGACUGCAGCAGACAGCCAGACAGACACGCUCUGACACAGAGUGGCUAAAAGAAAAGGUCCAGAACCUCCAGGUUUUGGCAGCCAACAACUCGGCCCUGGCCCGUUCCAAUGGAGAAGCUCUGGAUGAUUUGGGAACUCAGCUCAGCACACUAGCCAGCCAAAUCCAGAACACCUCAGCUGUUAGUGAGGAGCAUGGCCAGAGCCUGCAUGAGCUGAUGGACCACCAGAGAGAUCACGAUAACACCACCUCAUCUAAGUUUGAUGAGAUGGAGGCACGAUUGGACAGACAAGAGAAUGACAUGGACCGUGUGACUGGAAACGUGAGUUUCACUGCGCAGAUCCUAGGCGCCAUCAGCUCCGACCUAAGCGGCCUGAGGUUUUGCGCUGAGACAGUGAUGCGACAUUCAGAUCUGAUAGUGGGGCUGAAUACCAGUGUGACAGAGGCCAGUGCAGACAGCAAAGAGCUGCGCACCCAGCAAGAUGAGCUGGCGGCCAGGUUGGACAAAGAGGUCAAUAACCUCUCCAUGGUGAUGGAGGAGAUGAAGCUGGUGGACAGCAAGCACUCACAGCUCAUCACCAACUUCACCAUCCUGCAGGGUCCACCAGGUCCAAGGGGCCCCAGGGGGGACAAGGGUCCCCAGGGGCCAGUGGGCCAGACAGGACAAAAGGGUGACAAGGGAGACAAAGGGAUGCCAGGGGUGGUGGGACCCAAAGGAGAGAAAGGUGCUCUUGGACCAACAGGUGCGACAGGUCCAAAGGGUGCAGCUGGGUCUCGAGGUCUUCCAGGGGCUAAAGGAUCAAGGGGGUCUGGAGGUCGACCUGGAAACCCUGGGGAAAAAGGUGACCCUGGGUUGCCAGGGAUUCCUGGUAGGGAUGGACUGUCAGGGUUGCCAGGACCACAAGGGCCACAGGGGCCCAGAGGAGCAGCAGGACCUGCAGGGCUUGAGGGGCCUCGUGGGCCUGUUGGACCCAUUGGUCCUCCCGGUCCUCCAGGGCUACCAGGGAUACCUGCGCCUGCACCUCCGCUUCCAAAGCCUCCUCAGCCCACUCAGCCCACUAAGGUUCUUGCAACCCCCAAACCACCACAGCCUCCUAAACCACCUCAACCCCCCAAACCACCUCAACCCCCCAAACAACCUCAACCUCCCAAACCACCUCAGCCUCCCAAACCACCUCAACCCAAACCAGCAGCGCAACCACAAGGCUCUGUGUCCCGGCAGAUCCAGCCCUCUGCUGCUGCUGCUCCAGUGCCUGUUCCAGGUUGCCCUCUCGACUUCAGAAAAUUUGGAGACAGCUGCUAUUACUUCUCCUCUGGUUCUCAGAGGCUCAACUUUGACGAGGCCAAGCAGUUUUGUGCUAACAUAUCAUCUCUAAUGCUUAUUAUUAACGACAAUGAGGAACAGCAAUUUGUGAGAGAUGCAAUUGCGAGCAAAGGGUAUUUCUGGCUGGGCCUCACUGACAGGGAGGAGGAAAAUGUCUGGAAAUGGGUGGAUGGAACCUUACCUGUUUUCAAGAAGUGGAAGCCUGGACAGCCAGAUAACUGGACCCAUGGCCACGAAGAUGGCGAGGACUGUGCUGGCCUUAUCCAUAAUGCCAACUGGAAUGAUUUCUACUGCACUGACCGCAUCGGCUUCAUCUGUGAACGUGCCUCUGAAAACGCGGGGAAGGUGAAAUCUGUUGUUGUCAACACACCAGCAAUGCCUCUCUUCGCGACCAACCCAUUUGACCAAGAUGUUGAGAAAGCGACCAGUGAGAUGAACACAGCUGAGGACUGGGGCCUCAUUCUGGACAUAUGUGAUAAGAUAGGGCAGUCACGCACCGGGCCUAAAGAAUGUCUCCGGUCUAUAAUGAGAAGAGUGAACCAUAAGGAUCCUCAUGUGGCCAUGCAGGCAUUGACUCUACUUGGUGCGUGUGUCUCAAACUGUGGGAAGAUAUUCCACUUGGAGGUGUGCUCCAGAGAGUUUGCCAGUGAAGUCAGUAACGUCUUAAACAAGGGCCACCCCAAAGUGUGUGAGAAGCUGAAAGCCCUGAUGGUGGAGUGGGCAGAGGACUUCCGCAACGAUCCCCAACUCAGUCUGAUCUCAGCCAUGAUCAAGAAUCUGCGUGAGCAGGGUGUCACUUUCCCAGCCGUAGGGUCACAGGCUGCAGAGCAAGCAAAAGCAAGCCCUGCUUUAGUGGCAAAGGAUCCCUCCACCUCAACAAACAAAAAAGAAGAAGAAGACUUGGCCAAAGCUAUUGAGCUGUCACUGAAGGAGCAGCGUCAGCAGCCACAGACCUCCCUGUCGAGCCUUUACCCAAACACCUCCAGCCUGCUCUCCUCACACAAGUCUGACGGCAGGAAAGUCCGCGCCAUCUACGACUUUGAGGCCGCUGAGGACAACGAGCUCACCUUCAAGUCGGGAGAAAUCAUCACUAUCCUGGAUGAUAGUGACCCCAACUGGUGGAAGGGGGAAACAUACCAGGGAGUCGGGUUGUUCCCCUCUAACUUCGUCACAGCUGACCUCACCGCAGAGCCUGAGAUGAUGAAGACAGAGAAGAAGACAGUACAGUUCAGCGAGGACAUCCAGGUGGAGACCAUAGAGCCCGAACAAGAGCCUGUAUAUAUAGACGAGGACAAAAUGGACCAGCUACUGCAGAUGAUCCAGAGUGCAGAUCCCACAGACAACCAGUCAGACAGCGUUGAGUUACUACAGUUGGAAGGUGCCUGCAAUCAAAUGGGACCUCUCAUUGACCAGAAGUUGGAGGAUAUAGACAGGAAGCACUCGGAGCUGUCAGAGCUGAACGUGAAGGUGAUGGAAGCUCUGUCUUUGUACGCCAAGCUAAUGAACGAAGAUCCAGUCUAUGCCAUGUAUGCCAAGCUGCAGAGUCAACAGUACUACAUGCAGCAGCCUGCCAACGCAGCACAACAGGUCUACCCUGGUCAGCCUGCAUCAGGUUCGUAUGCCAUGAGCGGUACGGCAGUGCAGGGUUACACUGUUCCCAUGGAGCAGCUCCCCGCUGGAACCCCCAUACCUGGUCAGCCAGCUCCUAGUGACGUUCAUAUGUACAUGGGCCAGCCGCCAGUCUACACUGCAGCUCCAGGCAGCAUGGCCCCAGCAGACUUACAGUCCUACCAGAACCCAGCCAGCGCCCCAGGCACGACUCCCGCAAGCAUGACGCAGACGCCAAACUACAGCAGCACCCCCUCUGGCCAGAGCAUAGCACCUUCCUCAGACACCUCACAGGCCCCCUACUCAGAGAAAGCCUUGUUAUAGAGCCCCCUGAGCUCACAGUUAUCCUCACGCAAACACGCGCACCAGACCUGAUCAAACAGCGGUCGAAGAUAAUUUCUUUUAUUACGUUUUAUAAUUUGUUUCACCAUGGAACACCACAUGGAGGAAACAGUUCAAAUAGAGUAGACUAAACACGGCAUCCGGCACGCUUUGUGUCGUUUUAUUUGGCAGAUAAAUAUACAGUUACACUUCUUACUCCAGGUUUAGAAGUGAUCACGAGGGUUUGACUUGAGGAGCUCACACCAAGACACACAUGGUCUAAAAACAGGCACACUAUGUUCUUUUUGGAUUGUAUUUAAUUAAUGAUUCCUCUGCAUCUACACACCUCUGCUCUGUUUCUUCACGACUCAGAUGUGAAGACACGGAGCUUCCAGUUGCACUUUUACUUUCAGUUGCACUUAUUUAAGUUUCGUUCAAGCCUGAUCACUUCCAAAUCUAGAUCUGAUAGCAAUAUCUGCAUCGUCCAUUUUGAUGUACAAGACCUGACAUCUAUUGCUUCCUUUUGACUAUUGACAAAAUGUGGUAAUGCUUUAUUUUAUGGGUCUGAACUACACAAUUAGGUUAUCAUGGGGAAAAUGAGACAAAGUUAUUGUAUUUAAACUUCAGUUUAAUUUCAAAGCAAUUAAUGAGGAAUUUCUGUAAAAGAAUGGCAAAAGUAAAUAUUCUUUCAUUAGUCAUUUAACUUAGAGAACAUUAUCCUUCACACUGUAUAUAUUUUUGGAUAUUCAGGUGACCUACUAUGGACUGGCUUAAGAUGUUUUAGGUUACGCUAGCAGUUCAUUACAGUGGAACCCGCUUACACUAAUCAACCAGAAUCAUUCCCAUACAAAUGAUGUUUAAAUAUUUUGCUGAUAGUAAUCAAGUCGUCACUUACGUCUUUUUGUACAUGACAGUAUACGGAUAAAAAAAAAAAUCUAUGGUACGGUAAUUCUUGUUUUGUUUAUUUAACUUAACUCCCCUGAUACUUUGCCUGGCAGUAACCUGUCUGCUUCCAGCUGGCUACCUGAGGCUGGCAAUGUGCGCACAUUACAAUCAUGACAGUGAAAAGAAGGUCAUUUUCUCUAAUGAAAAACGUAGACUAAGAGGGAGAUGACUGGUUGCUCUGUUUAUACAAAUGUGGAUCAAAAUCUUGUGUCAAACAACAGAAUCGACAGAAAGUCAAUCCAGGCACUCCGAAAAAAUCUAGAAAAACGAGGAAGGAAUAUUUAAAAACUUUCAUUGUAGCGGCCACAUCAUUACAAGAGCCAACAUGUUUCUACCACUGUAGGUCUUGGUCAGGGCUUUCAAAACGAAAAACGUAGUCUCCUCAAAAUGUAUCACAAACUGCCAAAAACGAGCCAGUGAGAUGCAGCAGUGGUGUUCCUCAGGCUACUUUGUGUAGUCUACUAAAGCAACAGGAAACACUCAUGGCUGCUGGUAGUGGAGACAGGAAACUAAUGCGCAUGGGGAAAGCACCUGUGGUUAAAGCUGAACUCGUAAAGUGGACUGAUAAUGCCCCUACAUGAUGCCCCCUAUUAUUUUAUAUUCAUGUAAUUGAUAUACAAAUGUUAGUUAGAUGGUAAUCUGCAUGAGGGAUAAAGAAAAAUACUCAGUUAUAUGAAUCAUGUCCUAAUAGUUAUCACUGUGACCCUGACAGACGUGAUCACUGUAAGAGGGUUCCACCUUAACUAGAAGUGAAGGCAGCUGUUUAUGUGCAGUAUUUUCUUAAUAAUAAGCAUCAAAUUCCCCACUUCUUUACUAAAAACUUCCAGGAAAUUACAAAAUUAAGAAGUUACGGACCUGUAAAAUAAAGCGUCAACAAAAUUGUUUUGAGAAGACAAGUGUAACUGUGAGCCACUUCAGCCUAACCACAAAAUAUAUAUGCAAUUACUAUUUGAUCAAGUGUGAAAUACACACAGGCAUUCCUUUACAGCACCCCUCAACAUGCACACUGGAGCUACACACAGGACAUCCAAACACACUACAGACAAGUGUACAUACAGCCACACACACACCAACACAGUUGCACCAGUUGGUUGAUACCUUACCGUCACUCACACACUAAUAUGCCACAGCCUUCUCACCCACUUUAAUCAACUGCAGUGCUAAUCAUGUCACAGAAAAAGAGGUGUCAACUCAUAUUGACAUUUGUUUUUAAACAGGAAAAAGGACUUUUAGUGAUGUUAAAACCAUUAGGUUAAUACAUUCUGUAUAUGUUGUCAACUUUUAGAAGUACUGAAAACUGAAGCCACUUUUUGUUUUUGAGGGGAAAAAGAGGAAUUUAAGCAUGCACAUGACUCUUGUAUAUACUGUACUGAACUCGUAGUGAAGCCACAUGAUGACCUCAUGGGUGGGCUGUAUGUUAGCACAGCUCCGGGUGUUUCCCUCAGCCUUAAAGGUGAACUCUGCAGUCAUGACGUCUCUGCUGAACUGAAGGUGUAAAAGCCAAAGAGAACAAAAUGGGGGGGGGAAACCCCGCCAGAAAACCCGGUAUUUUUCUUUUCUUUUUAUUCUUUCCGUCACGUGAUUGACUCUCAACUUCAUACUGCAGAGUUUUCCUUUUCAGAACGAGCAGCUCUAGAUCCUUGUCGGCGGAUAUAAGCUUUGCUCUGUGUCCAUUCAGGGGCUGUACUAACAGACUUAAGGGGCGAACUCUGAACAGCCCCAGUGUCUUCAAAGCAUCUCUUUAGUCAGUGUUGAAAAAAAUGAAUUUUGUAGUGCAUUUUAAUUUAUCUUUUGAUUAUUGUUAUUGCUAUUUUAAAUGAAGAAGCAGUGCAGGAUGUAUGUAUUCAGAGAAAAGCGGAGUAUGUGAUAUUCUGCCUAACUUAGUUGUAUAUUUAAAUCGCUCACACAAGAACAUGGACAUUUCUCUCAGUGUUUGAUACAUGCUUAUUGUACUGUAGGGUCAAAUGGUAAUGUGAAAAACUGAUCGAACCUCCCCACGCAUUUUGAAUCUGUCCUUUCUCAGAGAUGUGUAACACUAAAACAAAUUCUACCUGACGCAGGACUGACAUGAGGUUUGAUGAGUUGGGAAGGUUCAGUCAGGGUUUGUAAACACUUCUUCUCAAGUUCUUCCUAAGCUAUCAGUUACAGCAACACUUACCGAUCAAAUAUUGGACCAAGUUCUCAAACCAUACACACUCUUCUACGGCUUCUACGUCUUCAGAAUCUUUAGGAAAGAGUUGAUGUUUACAAACACUGACUGGAUUGCAAAGAAGCUGAUGAAACAGGACGAGUAUUUAUCUGUUGUUUAAUAUUGAAUGAUGGUAAAUGAAGGAAUUAUGAAGCAGUUAUAUAAAUAGGAUGAACUAGAUUUUCCAGUCGCAGGACAAAUUGGUGUUUGUGUCACCACAAUUUCUCUUGAGAUUCUAUGUUUCAGUCGUGCUCCUUCUUGCCACCCCCGUGCCACCGUACGGAUGUAAAGCAACUCAGCAACCUAAACUUUAGGGACUUUGCAAACAAGAGGCCGUUUCAUUCUCCAGAACUUGAUUUUAAGCGUUGAUAUAGUUGAUUUGAAAAAGACACGGAAUCUUUUUUUGUUUUUGCUGCCUUCAACUAAAUGCAAGCGUGGAAAUAGUGUUAAUCUGUUGGAUCAAAGAGGGCUGAAAAUAUCAAAUAUAUAAAAAGUAGCAGCUAUUCUGGGACCACGGGACCAGGAGCCAGUUAAUCAUCACACGUCAUCCGAAAUGUAACAUCUUGUUGCACCACAGUGGUGGACCGCAGCCCCCGAUGUGACUUUAUUGCACAGGAUUGAGAUGUUGCCUGUUUUUAAGUUUUAAAACAUCGAUUAUUGUAAAGGUUCUGUCUAAACUUGUAUCCUGCUGUUUGUAUGUAUUCUUUUAACCAUACUUAUUAAUUGGUAUUCACAAUAAAACCAGGCCAAAUGUACAGAGUAAUACAAAUAGCCUUGUUUUACUGUUU
Molecule: messenger RNA, 8323 nt
Organism: Epinephelus fuscoguttatus (brown-marbled grouper)
Lineage: Eukaryota; Metazoa; Chordata; Actinopteri; Perciformes; Serranidae
Product: collectin-12-like
Exons: 24
Biological process (GO): protein transport to vacuole involved in ubiquitin-dependent protein catabolic process via the multivesicular body sorting pathway
Cellular component (GO): ESCRT-0 complex
Molecular function (GO): ubiquitin binding; phosphatidylinositol binding
Source: RefSeq, a predicted model, not a curated record